GAUAUUCUACGUGCUUCAUGCAUUCAGCAUUAUAGUAUUUGUAUUAUCUGCGAUUGGAGAAUCUACGCUUCAAAGCCUUGAGAACAGAAAUUAUAUAUAAGACUCAGCUUUUAUGCCAGUCAAACUUUCCACAAGAAUAUUAAGCAAACAACAUGAUAUUCUACGUGCUUAAUGCCUUCAGCGUUGCAGUAUUUGCAUUAUCUGUAACUGGAGAAUCUACGCUUCCUGUGACUAUCUGUAAACGCAAUGCAGCUGAUCAUUCCACCUGUUUAAAAAAUGCUAUAAAGGAAGCAUUGCCACGAUUAAUUCCAGGGCUUCCAGAAUUCGAUUUUCCAUCUUUGGAUCCACUACAUUAUGAAUACGGCAAAGCUAUACUUAAUUCAGGCGAUUUACGUGGAGAAAUAAUUAUGUCAAACGUCACUGCUACUGGUAUAGCAAAAGUUCACAUUUUUGAUGUAAGGACGAACCUUAAUGAUGGCGUUUUCCGUUUGGAAAUCGACACACAAAUACCAAAGUUGUUUUUUGACGGUAACAUAAAACUAAAUGGUACUGUAAGUGUAUUCAGAGCUCAGGGUAAAGGUUACUUUAAUGUAACUGGGGCUGAUGUUAGAACAACGUGGGAUAUGAUAGGACCUGUAGUAAAUGAUACUUGGAUUAUAGAACAUUUUUAUGCAACUCCGUUGUUUACAAAGUUUAAAAUGUAUUCCAAUUUUUUGUCAGAUCAAAGCAAAGAAUUUAAUGAUCUUAUCUUGACAUUCAUAAAUGAAUUUUGGCCAGCGAUACAUCGAGCAACGCUACCAAUAGCAACCGGAAUAUGGGACCCAUGGUUGACUAAUUUUCCCAAUAAAUUAUUCUCAAAAGUUCCCUUUUCAAAAAUAUUUCCAGAAAAUUAAUAUACUUAUUAUAUAUAUCAAGAAAGUAUAAAUUUUUGAUGAAAU
Messenger RNA from Monomorium pharaonis (pharaoh ant), 938 nucleotides. RefSeq lists its product as uncharacterized. Bases 153 to 893 code for a protein of 246 amino acids. The transcript is spliced from 6 exons. Lineage: Eukaryota; Metazoa; Arthropoda; Insecta; Hymenoptera; Formicidae. The record is from RefSeq and is a predicted model, not a curated record.